Phlebotomus argentipes is the source of this 2043-nucleotide messenger RNA. It is a transcript of the gene csul, whose product is annotated as protein arginine N-methyltransferase 5. Gene Ontology annotation, cellular component: nucleus; cytosol. The transcript has 3 exons. The record is from RefSeq and is a predicted model, not a curated record. Bases 95 to 1954 code for a protein of 619 amino acids. Gene Ontology annotation, biological process: regulation of DNA-templated transcription; peptidyl-arginine N-methylation. Lineage: Eukaryota; Metazoa; Arthropoda; Insecta; Diptera; Psychodidae.
GGUGAAUUUGUUCAAGAGAAGUUCAGGUGGUGCUGGAAAAAACGCUGUUUUCUCUCUGUUUUUCUCUGAAAAUACCAGCAAUACCGCGGUGAAAAUGGUAAAUUUGUACCUAAACAUGUGUGUGGACAUCCGGGAGGCAAUAAAUCUGGCCAAGAGCAAUCUGUACGACUCGAUAACCACAAAACUCGUGUACCCUGACUUCGACCGGGAGUUUCAAGAGGAGCCGCUCGCGAGGCGCCAUCAAGUCUUCUCCCGGGCGGACAUUGUCCUGACCGCCAGGCUGUGGCAGAAGUUCGUGAUUGCCGCGGUGUCCGAUGAGAUUGACCUGGAGUCGCACAAUCCGCGGAUUCGGGAGAACAGCGAGAGGAAGUUCAUUCAGGAGAUGGACUUUGCUGAGCAUGUGAUUCAACAGGGGCUGAUCUAUGUGAAGCUCAAGCAGGGGAAGAAUGUUAACCUCUCGAGGAUCCUCAACACGUACAGCAAGUGCGUGAUUCUCAUUGAAGUGCCCAUGAUGGAUCCCAAAGCGGUGGCGCGACAGCUGCGGAAUGAUGUGGAGGAGGACGAGACGUUCACUGGUGAGGACACGUGGACGUGGUGGAAUAGAUUCCGCAUUCACUGUGACUACAAUCCCAAGCAUCGUCUCUCACUCGUCCUCUCGGCGGACAUUCCGUCGCACGAGGAGAUCCUCCGGUGGCUGGGCGAGCAGAUUGAGUACAUUGUGGUGCCGCACGAUGUGUUCAUCUUCAACAGAGCCAACUAUCCUGUCCUCUCGCAGGCACACCAGGACGUCCUGGGGCGCUUCCUGCGGAAGACCAAAGCCAAGUUCAUCGUGAAAGCCAAUCCGCACGAUCCCAGCCUGCGCUACUACGCCGAAUACCUCACGCACCUGCAGGAGAAGUUCAAGGAGGCCGAUCCGAUGGACGGAUACGAUGACAUCAUCGAGAUUCCACUGCAGCCGCUCUUCGACAACCUCGACACGUACACUUAUGAGAUCUUCGAGAAGGAUCCAGUGAAGUACAUCCUCUAUCAGCGUGCCAUUGAGGCUGCACUCAGGGACAGAGUCCCUGAUGAUCGUGUGGCAACGACAACGGUGACGGUGAUGAUUCUGGGCGCUGGCAGAGGUCCUCUGGUGCGUUCAGCGCUCAAUGCGGGCGCCAAUACGGGACGGAAGAUGAAGAUUUACGUGGUGGAGAAGAAUCAGAACACCAGAAACACACUGGAAGCGCUGUGGCGUGAAAUGUGGCCUCAGGAAGUGGUGCAGCUGAUCUUUUCCGACAUGAGAGACUUCUCACCACCUGAGAAAGCUGACAUUAUUGUGUCGGAAUUGCUGGGAUCCUUUGGUGACAAUGAACUCUCGCCAGAAUGCCUCGAUGGAGCUCAGGUGCAUCUGAAGGAGGACGGAAUUAGUAUUCCCAGUUCCUAUUCGUCCCACAUUGAACCUAUAAUGUCGUCCAAGUUGUACAAUCAAGUGCGCUCAGUGACAAAGACGGAGGAUCAAUUUCUGCAGCAGCGCGUGAAGGGAAAGAUCACGGAGAUGACUUAUGUGGUGUAUAUGAAGAAUGUCUUCUACAUUGCCGCCGAGCCGAAGAGAUUGUUCACAUUUCAGCAUCCAAAUCGUGAGAAAGUCAUCAACAAUAAUCGCUUUGAGAGACUCACAUUCACAGCCAGACUCGAUGCGGUUCUCCAUGGAUUUGCUGGAUACUUCGAUGCUGUGCUGUACAAGGACAUUACGCUCAGCAUUCAUCCGUUGACCCACACGAAGGGAUUGCUCUCGUGGUUCUCCCUGUACAUUCCCAUUUCGAAUCCAGUAAAUGUGAAGGCUGGCGAGGAAAUUGAAGUGAAUUUCUGGCGUCGCGCUGCCCAGAGGCGAGUGUGGUACGAAUGGAGCAUUUCAUCGCCGCAAAUCUCCUAUAUUCACAAUCUCAACGGUCGCGCCUGUGAUAUUCUCAUGUAGAGGCCAUCAAGUUGCUUUUGUGGAUGGAGAAGGAAUUACUAAUGCAAACCAGAGGGCAAAUACAAUAAGAAUAAAAUCUCAAGGACAGA